AUGGCCAGCGUGCAUCUCUUGCUGGCCCCGCACGCAGCACCCCAGGCUCUGUUCUCGGAGAAAAUAGUUAGGCAUGGAUCCUUCUGUACCCUGCAGAUUUCAAGUGUACAUCAUUUUAAGCACAUAGGUUCAUUUUUUGUUUCUUUAAUUUUCCAGGAAAUUAUUAGUUCUUUGCCUAACAUAAUAAAUGACAAAUAUGGAAGGAAGGUCCUGUUGUAUUUACUGAGCCCCAGAGAUCCUGCACAUACGGUGCGAGAGAUCAUUGAGGUUCUACAGAAAGGAGAUGGCAACGCACACAGUAAGAAGGACGCAGCGAUCCGCCGGCGAGAGCUCUUGGAGGCCAUCUCUCCCGCUUUGUUAAGCUACCUGCAAGGACACGCCCGGGCCCUGGUGCUGGAUAGGUCUGCGUGUGUGUUGGUGCCCGACAUCCUGGGAGCCGCCGUUGGAGACGUUCAGCCUGCCAUGAGCGCCAUUGCUGGCUUGGCAGCGGCCGCGCUCCAGCCGGGUGGCAGGGACGGAGAGCUUCACGUUGCAGAGCAUCCCGCAGGACAUUUAGUUCUGAAGUGGUUAAUAGAACAAGAUGAGAAGAUGAAGGAAAGUGGAAGAGAAGGUUGUUUUGCAAAAACACUUGUUGAGCAUGUUGGUAUGAAGAACCUGAAGUCCUGGGCUAAUGUAAACCGUGGUGCCAUUAUUCUUUCUAGCCUUCUCCAGAGUUCCGAUCAAGAAGUUGCACACAAAGUCAAGGCUGGAUUGAAAGGCCUCAUUCCAACACUGGAAAAAAACAAAAACACCAGCAAAGGAAUAGAAAUGCUACUUGAAAAACUGGCCGCAUAGUGGACACAGUUAAGAACAAGAGAGAAUCAUUUUUCCUGUCCUCUUUUCCCAGUGUGGAGAAGAAAGGCUCGGGUCCACCUUCCUGGGAAUCUGGGUGCUCUGUAUAUCUUUCUUUUUUGUAUAAGAGGUCUAUUUAUAAAACAAUUUCUAAAAAUGG
Molecule: messenger RNA, 991 nt
Organism: Leptonychotes weddellii (Weddell seal)
Lineage: Eukaryota; Metazoa; Chordata; Mammalia; Carnivora; Phocidae
Source: RefSeq, a predicted model, not a curated record